AUGAACCAACUUCAUCAAUUGCCAACCGAGGUUUUGGAUCACAUUAUAUUUUAUAUGGGAAACUCUGCAAAAGAUGUUAUUAGUUUUUCAUCCUGUUGUAAAGUUUUAAGAGAGGAACUACUUGAAUCAAAUCCAUUAGUACUAGCAUUAAAGGUUUCCUCCGAUAUUAGAAAAUUAGGAAAUAUAAAUUGUAGGAGAAUGAAGGCUUUAAAAAAGAAACAAUCUUUUCAAAAACCAAAAGAUCAAAACAUUUUAAAAGAAUACAAGAGGAAGUUUGAUGAAUUAAAUAGUGAGAAUGAUGAAUUAAAUAGUGAAAAUGAGGAAUUAGAAACAUGCUCAACUACACAAAUUACAAAAGCAUUCCGUUUGACUUCUACUUAUGGUAGAGAAAAUUUUAUACAAGAAAGUAGGGAAUAUGCAUUUGAAAAAUGGUUAACUGUUGAAAUUGAGACAAAAAUUGAUCAAUCAAAGAAAUCCUCUACACUCAAAACCAACGCCAUUAAGGAAACUGAUGGCAUUAAGAGGAUGUGGAGCCGAUUAAUGAAUGAAUACUUUUUAUUUCAGUGUGGAGAGGAAGUUUGUGAAAUAAUUUCCAAAUGUGUUUAUCAAAAAGUUGAAUAUACUUCUUGGAAUGUAAGAGAAGAGGUAGAUUCCUACCCUCGAUUUUAUGCAUAUGAUGGAGUAUUUAAUAUUGCUUCUAAUGUAUUCACAUUUUUUUCUUCAGAGAAUGAAAGUAAGUAA
Messenger RNA from Naegleria gruberi, 741 nucleotides. RefSeq lists its product as uncharacterized. The coding region runs from base 1 to 741 and encodes 246 amino acids. NCBI's taxonomy places the organism in Eukaryota, Heterolobosea, Eutetramitea, Acrasida, Naegleriidae. The transcript has a single exon. The record is from RefSeq and is a predicted model, not a curated record. Gene Ontology annotation, molecular function: protein binding.